AUGAGAAUCUCUGAAAAGUUAAAGCAGGCUCAUUCGAUAACCAACCCUCCACCGGCGACGUUCUCGUUUGAGUUCUUUGUUCCGAAAACUUCUCAAGGUGUACAAAACUUGUACGACCGGAUGGACAGAAUGUACGAUUUGAACCCUGUUUUUAUCGAUAUAACGUGGAACGCUGGUGGUCGGUCGUCUACACUCACCAAUGAAAUGGUCUACACUGCUCAACUGACCCUCGGUCUUGAAACAUGCAUGCAUUUGACGUGCACUAAUAUGAAAGUUGAACUUAUUGACGAAGCUUUGAAAAAGGCUUAUGACUCUGGAUGUCAGAACAUCUUAGCUUUGCGUGGUGAUCCUCCCCUUGAUGGAUCGGAAUCUACCGGUGAUUUCAAGUAUGCGAAGGAUUUGAUUAGUUACAUCAGAAAAAACUACGGUGAUCACUUCAAUAUCGGGGUAGCUGCGUACCCCGAAGGACAUCCCGAGGAGGAGGAUGAAGAAAAGGUAUUACGUUACUUAAAGGAGAAGUGUGAUGUGGGUGCUGAUUUUAUUAUCACUCAAAUGUUUUAUGAUGUUGACAAUUUUCUCACAUGGUGCGCCAAACUCAGAAAAAUUGGAAUCGAUUUGCCUAUCAUUCCCGGUAUCAUGCCUAUUUCAACGUAUGCCGCUUUCAUUCGCAGAGCCAAAUGGUCUGAAGUUUCCAUUCCUCAACACUUUUUAGAUGUCUUGGAGCCGAUCAAAGAUGACGACUUUUUGGUUCGUGAGAAGGGUACCGAAUUAGUUCUGGAAAUGUGUCGUAAGAUGAUUGACUCUGGUUAUGUGAAUCAUUUACACUUUUACACGAUGAAUCUUGAGAAAUCGACUGUAAUGGUAUUGGAAAAACUUAACUUAAUCGAAACGAUCAAGUCUCAUGAAUCCUUGGGCGGUGCUGUUUUACCCUGGAGAAAAUCGUUGCAUCCUCAACGUUCAAAAGAAUCUAUCAGACCCAUCUUUUGGCAAAACAGAAAAUACUCCUACGUUUCUCGUACUGCCACAUGGGACGAAUUUCCUAAUGGUAGAUGGGGGGACUCUAGAUCCCCUGCUUUUGGUGACAUCGACCUUAGUGCCACGGAUCUUUUGAGGCAAUCCCCGAAGAAGGCUUAUGACUUGUGGGGCGUACCUUCCUCGGUAGCUGACUUGUCGAAGAUUUUGAUCUCCUACAUCAAAGGUGACCUCAAAUCUUUACCUUGGUCUGAUGGCCCUAUUGGAAGUGAUUCCGCCGUCAUUAGAGAGCAUCUCAUCAAUCUCAAUCGCAAAGGUAUCUUUACGAUGAACUCUCAACCGGCUCUCAAUGCUGUGCGUUCCAAUGAUAAGACUUAUGGAUGGGGUCCCAAAAAUGGAUAUGUAUACCAAAAGCAAUACCUUGAGUUUUUGUGCCCGAAGGGAUUACUCGCUGACUUGUUGCUCAAGAUCGACAACCACAAUAAGUCUCAACUGGAAUCUGCCUCACUGGUGAUUUCUUAUUACGCCGUUAAUAAAGACAGCACUUUGUGGACAAACUGUGAUGAUGAUGAUAUCAACGCAGUAACUUGGGGUGUGUUUCCGGGCGAAGAAAUUUUACAACCGACCAUUGUUGAAAAGACCUCAUUUCUUGCCUGGAAGGACGAAGUUUAUUCUUUGUUGCAAGAGUGGGGUAACAUCAUGCAGGCUCUGGUCGUUGAGAUUGAUGAUGAUACCCGUAGAAAUUUCAUUGAUUUUGUUUCUCAAUUUGCGGAAAAUUAUGUUCUUGUCAAUCUUGUCAACAAUGACUUUAUUGAUGAUAAUCAAGCCAUGUUCGGUUUACUUGAAGAACUUAAUUUACCUGAUUUAAUUUGA
This is a messenger RNA of Diutina rugosa, 1845 nucleotides long. RefSeq names its product methylenetetrahydrofolate reductase (NAD(P)H) (gene MET13). Gene Ontology annotation, molecular function: FAD binding; methylenetetrahydrofolate reductase [NAD(P)H] activity. The record is from RefSeq and is a predicted model, not a curated record. The transcript has a single exon. NCBI's taxonomy places the organism in Eukaryota, Fungi, Ascomycota, Pichiomycetes, Serinales, Debaryomycetaceae. Bases 1 to 1845 code for a protein of 614 amino acids. Gene Ontology annotation, cellular component: cytosol. Gene Ontology annotation, biological process: tetrahydrofolate interconversion.